CGCUCCAUCCAGGAUGUGUGACCGCAAUGGUGGGAGGCGGCUCCGGCAGUGGCUGAUUGAGCAGAUCGACAGUGAGCUGUACCCUGGGCUCAUCUGGGAGAACGAGGAGAAAACGAUGUUCCGCAUCCCGUGGAAACACGCUGGGAAGCAGGAUUACAACCAGGAGGUGGAUGCUUCUAUCUUCAAGGCCUGGGCUGUUUUCAAAGGCAAGUUUAAAGAAGGUGACAAAGCAGAGCCGGCCACGUGGAAGACGCGGCUGCGCUGCGCUUUGAACAAGAGCCCUGACUUUGAGGAGGUGACAGACAGGUCCCAGCUGGACAUCUCUGAGCCUUACAAGGUCUACAGGAUCGUACCAGAGGAGGAACAGAAAUGCAAAGCGGGCAUUGCCAACGGGAGCAGCCUGAAUGACGUCACGGAGAUGGACUGCAGUUCCUCUGCCAUCGAUGACCUCAUUAAAGAGCCCCCUUGUGUAGAUGAAUACCUGGGGAUCAUCAAGAGAAGCCCCUCACCCCCCCAGGAGACCUGCAGAAACCCCCCAAUACCCGACUGGUGGGUACAGCAGCCCAGCCCUGCGAUGCCCCUGGUGAACGGAUACUCUGGCUACGAGCAGCAUCAUUCGGCUUACUCCCAGAUGGUGAUCAGCUUCUACUACGGCGGGAGGCUGGUGGGCCAUAUCACCACCUCGUGCACCGAGGGCUGCCGGAUCUCGCUCAGCCAGCCCUCCAGCCACGGCGAGAAGCUCUACGCCCCAGAUGCCCUGGAGCACGUGCGGUUCCCCUCGGCCGACACCAUCCAGAACGACCGCCAGAAGCAGAUCACCAGGAAGCUCUUUGGGCAUCUGGAGAAGGGUGUCCUGCUGCACAGCAACAAGCAGGGCAUCUUCAUCAAGAGGCUGUGCCAGGGCAGGGUCUUCUGGAGCGGGAACACCAUGGUCUACAAGGACAGGCCCAACAAACUGGACCGGGAUGAGGUGGUGAAGAUCUUUGACACCAACUUGUUCUUCAGAGAGCUGCAGCAGUAUUACAACCAGGGCCGCUUCCCAGACAGCAGAGUCAUGCUGUGCUUCGGAGAGGAGUUCCCAGAUGCGGUGCCGCUGCGGUGUAAGCUCAUCCUUGUCCAGGUGGAGCAGCUGUAUGUCAGGCAGGUGGUGGAGGAGGCUGGGAAGACCUGCAGCAGCAACCCCAUGCUCCCCAUAGCUGAGGAGACGCAGCAUGACCAGGUGUACAGGAUCUUCCAGGACAUCUGUGCGACGCACCAGCGGCCGCUCUUCAGAGAAAACCAACAGAUUGCAGUCUGAGCCGCCUCCUCCGCAGACCUAGCGUGGUGGUUUGGGUUGAUCUAGAUCCAAUUUGGUCCCGUUAGUGCCUAAAUUCCCCUUUUGGAAAGUUGGGUUUUGUUCUUUGCUGUUUCCAGUCCAGAGUCUGCAUAAACACAGCAGUAAAAAUU
Messenger RNA from Leptosomus discolor (cuckoo roller), 1446 nucleotides. The record is from RefSeq and is a predicted model, not a curated record. Lineage: Eukaryota; Metazoa; Chordata; Aves; Leptosomiformes; Leptosomidae.